This is a messenger RNA of Phodopus roborovskii (desert hamster), 1767 nucleotides long. RefSeq names its product histone deacetylase 11 (gene Hdac11). Lineage: Eukaryota; Metazoa; Chordata; Mammalia; Rodentia; Cricetidae. The record is from RefSeq and is a predicted model, not a curated record. Gene Ontology annotation, molecular function: histone deacetylase activity. Bases 16 to 1233 code for a protein of 405 amino acids. The transcript has 10 exons.
GCGGGACUCCAUUGGAUGCCUCUCCUUGGCCGGCGCCGUCCGGUUGUCUGUGACGCAGCUUCAGGCCAGAGCUCCACCCCCAGUUCCCCGCGCCACGGAGGAGGGUUCUACGCCGGCCCCGCCCCUUGUACCCCCUCCCACCCCUCCCGGUGCGGAGUGGCGGCCAGAACAGGCAGGGCUGGCUGCGGGAUGCCGCACGCAACACAGCUGUACCAGCAUGUACCAGAGAAACGCUGGCCCAUCGUGUACUCACCACGUUACAACAUCACCUUCAUGGGCCUGGAGAAGCUGCACCCCUUUGAUGCUGGAAAAUGGGGCAAGGUGAUCAACUUCCUGAAAGAAGAGAAGCUGCUGUCAGAUGGCAUGCUGGUGGAGGCGCGGGAGGCCUCGGAGGAAGACCUGCUGGUGGUGCAUACGAGACGCUAUCUCAAUGAGCUGAAGUGGUCGUUCGUGGUGGCUACCAUCACUGAGAUACCCCCAGUCAUCUUUCUCCCCAACUUCCUUGUGCAAAGGAAGGUGCUGAGGCCCCUGCGGACCCAGACCGGAGGCACCAUCAUGGCGGGGAAGCUGGCUGUGGAACGAGGCUGGGCCAUCAAUGUUGGUGGCGGCUUCCACCACUGCUCCAGUGACCGUGGCGGAGGCUUCUGUGCCUAUGCAGACAUUACUCUAGCUAUCAAGUUCCUGUUUGAACGGGUGGAAGGCAUCUCCAGGGCCACCAUCAUUGAUCUUGAUGCCCACCAGGGCAAUGGCCAUGAGCGAGACUUCAUGGGUGACAGGCGUGUAUACAUCAUGGAUGUUUACAACCGCCAUAUCUACCCUGGGGACCGCUUCGCUAAAGAGGCCAUCAGGCGGAAGGUGGAGUUGGAGUGGGGCACAGAAGAUGAGGAAUACCUGGAAAAAGUGGAGAGGAAUGUGAGGAGGUCCCUCCAGGAGCAUCUGCCUGAUGUGGUGGUUUACAAUGCAGGCACAGACGUCCUCGAGGGGGACCGCCUUGGGGGGUUGUCUAUCAGCCCAGCGGGCAUUGUGAAGCGGGAUGAAGUGGUUUUCCGCCUGGUCCGAGCCCACGAUAUACCCAUCCUAAUGGUAACCUCGGGUGGGUACCAGAAGCGAACAGCCCGUAUUAUCGCCGACUCCAUCCUCAAUUUGCAUGACCUAGGGCUCAUUGGGCCUGAGUUUCCCUGCCUCUCUGCACAGAGCUCAAACAUCCCCCUGCUUCCUUGUGCUGUGCCCUGAAGGCUACCCACAGAACAUUACCAUACCUGUCCCCCACCCUUCCACCCGCCCACCCGCCUGUGUUUGUUGCUGUGAAGACAGCUGCCAGUGAGUGUGGAGGGGCAGGAAGAGCAGGAGCCAGCCUUGCUGGCCGCUCCUCCACUCCCCACCAGGUGCCCAGAGUCUCUGGGCCUUGGGGUGGAAGAGCUGAGUCCCAGGGAGGUUCCCAUAUGGGAUGCAGACAGGUCAUGAAGAGUCAGGGAGGACAGCUUAGCUCCAGCUGCAGGGAGGAACCUGUGGAGUAGGGUAGCCUGGUGUCCAGAAGAUGGGCCCUCCUUGAGCUGGAUGGUUCACUUCCUCACUUCAGUCUGGAGAGGGCCUUCCCCUGGGUGAUGGUGCCCAUAGGUCUGGGGAAAGUUUCCAUAACCAGCCUCCAGGGGGCGCUGGGUUCUUAGCCAACUGGCAGGAGUUCCUGGUAAGGAUGUGGAGACUUAGGGAAGAAGGCUGUGAUUCUCCAGUUUGGGUUUCUCUCAAUAAAUCAAGGUCCUGACCAUA